Messenger RNA from Fonsecaea erecta, 1875 nucleotides. RefSeq lists its product as hypothetical. The coding region runs from base 1 to 1875 and encodes 624 amino acids. The record is from RefSeq and is a predicted model, not a curated record. The transcript has 2 exons. Lineage: Eukaryota; Fungi; Ascomycota; Eurotiomycetes; Chaetothyriales; Herpotrichiellaceae.
AUGACAGCUCGAGUCAACCGCAUCCGCCAUGGCGGCCCCGCCAACAAGCCUGGCUACACAUUCUACCCGGUGUUGAUCAUCGGCGCCGGUGAGUCUGGCAUCGCCAUGGGCUGCCGACUGCGACAAGUCCUGGGCUUCGACCAGUUCCGCAUCUUUGAACGGAGGUCUGCCCUGGGAGGCACAUGGCACACCAACCAGUACCCUGGCAUCGCAUGCGACGUCCCCGCCAUCAUGUACUCGUACUCCUUCGCCCAGAACCCGCACUGGACGUCCCUGUUCCCCUCCGGGCCCGAGAUCAUUCAGUACCUCUACGACGUGUGCGAGAAGUUCGAGAUCCUCGACAAGAUCCAGUUUGACACUUCGGUCAAGGGCAUGCGCUGGCUCGAUGACGUGGAAGAGUGGGAGGUCGAGCUGGACCACCUCGCCCCCGGCAUCGGUGACCUGUCCACCCGGGAGAGGCAGGCGUUGGAAAAAGAGAACGGGCCCAACUCCAGGACAGUCCUGCGCACCGAGAUCGUGCGAGCCAAGGUCGUCUGCAGCGCGGUCGGCGGGCUGGUCGAACCGAAACCACCGCUCGACGUCCCCGGGAUCGACACCUUCGAGGGCGACAUCGUCCAUACGGCACGCUGGAACCCCGACCUCAGUGUCCGGGGCAAGGAUGUCAUCGUCAUCGGCACGGGCUGCUCCGCUGGACAAGUCGUGCCCCAGCUCGUCAAGCCGGAACUCGGCGCCAAACAUGUCACGCAGCUGAUGCGUUCGCCGCCGUGGGCCGUCGAGUUCCUGCCCCCGGCCGCCCGGGAGUUCUGGAAGAAAUGGAUCCCCAUGCUGUCCACGUACGUGCCGGGCUUCCAGAACGGGCUGCGCAAGUUGAUGUUCGCGCUGAGCGAGCUCGAGUUCGUCGAGCUGUUCACCCCCAGCGAGGCCGCGCGACAGCGACGCAAGAAGAAGGCCGAGGAGCUGCUGGCCUACCUCCGCAAAACCGUGCCCGAGGAGUACCACGAGAUCAUGACGCCCGACUACGAGGUCUUCUGCAAGCGACGCGUGGUGGACGAGGGCUGGUACAAGUCCCUGGCCCUGCCCAACGUCGAGAUCACCACGCUGCCCAUCACCUCCAUCCAGCCGCGGUCGGUGACCCUGGGCCCGGGCCGCCUGUACCCGCCCAUGUCCAAGACGGACUCGAAGGCGCCCACCGAGCAGCGCACCGUGCCCGCCGACGUCAUCAUCAUGGCCAACGGCUACGAGACCAACCAGUGGCUGCACCCGCUGGACGUGACGGGCCGGCACGGCCGGUCGCUGUACAAGACGUGGGACGAGCGCGGCGGCGCGCAGGCGUACCUGGGCACGGCCAUGGACGGGUUCCCGAACUUCUUCAUGAUCUUCGGCCCCAACACGGCGACGGGCCACAGCUCGGUGAUCCUGGCCACCGAGAACGCCGUCAACUACGCGCUCAAGUUCAUCGGCCCGAUCCUGCGCGCCGACGUUGCCACCGUCGAGGUCACGGAGCGCGCCGAACGGAAAUGGACCGCCGACCUACAACGCGAGCUGCGCCAGAGCGUCUUCAUGUCCGGCGGCUGCGUCAACUGGUACACCGACGCUGCACGCGGGUGGAACUCCACCGUCUACCCGCGCACCCAGGUCGACUUCACCCUGCGCUGCAUGUUCCCCGUCUGGAGCCACUGGGACCUCAAGUACACGACUAAGGGCCGCGUCAAGCUGGCCGCCGCCCGCGCCGGCCGUCUCGUCGGCCUCGUCGGCCUGCUCUGGGGCAUCAUCUUCACCCGGAGACACGGCCUGCAGCACACCAAGGCCGUCCUCCGCGAGCUGCUCCGGACCGGGCUGGAGGGUGUCCGUGGCGUGUUACUCAAGGGGAGGUGA